UUCAUGACCAGUCCAUCUUCAUUUCCUGAACAGAGAGUAGCUCAAGCUUUGGCUUCUAUUAUGCCACCACCACCAACAACAACAACAACAACAACAACAGGUUCUACUCAACCUGCCUUUGAUCUAACUCAUUUCUGGACUGAACAAAUGCAAGAAAUAGGUUCAAAUGAACCUGAUUUUAAGAAUCAUGCUCUUCCCCUUGCACGUAUUAAAAAAGUCAUGAAGACAGAUCAAGAUGUCAAGAUGAUCAGUGCAGAGGCACCUAUACUCUUUGCUAAAGGAUGUGAAAUGUUCAUCACUGAACUAACAAGACGAGCAUGGGUGCAUGCAGAAGAGAACAAGAGACGUACAUUACAAAGAUCAGAUGUGGCUACAGCUAUUUCCAAGACAGAUAUGUGUGAUUUUUUGAUUGACAUUGUCCCUAGAGAAGAAGCCAAUCGACAUCAAGUUGUAUAUGAAGAUAACAACAACAACAAUUAUUAUACUGCUUAUGGCCAAGUAAGUAGAUCCUAUUUAGUAUCGCACUCAUGUCUACUUAGGUUUAUUAUCCUUCAUUAACACCAGAACAAAUGCAACAAUAUCAAUUUCAAUUACAACAAUUGACUAAAGAAGAAUCAAAUAAUAAUGAAUAAAAAGAGGUCUA
Gilbertella persicaria is the source of this 643-nucleotide messenger RNA. Its product is annotated as histone-fold-containing protein. The coding region runs from base 4 to 558 and encodes 184 amino acids. Gene Ontology annotation, molecular function: DNA binding; protein heterodimerization activity; DNA-binding transcription activator activity, RNA polymerase II-specific. Gene Ontology annotation, cellular component: nucleus; CCAAT-binding factor complex. The record is from RefSeq and is a predicted model, not a curated record. Gene Ontology annotation, biological process: regulation of DNA-templated transcription. The transcript has 4 exons. NCBI's taxonomy places the organism in Eukaryota, Fungi, Mucoromycota, Mucoromycetes, Mucorales, Choanephoraceae.